This is a messenger RNA of Spodoptera frugiperda (fall armyworm), 2946 nucleotides long. RefSeq lists its product as uncharacterized. Lineage: Eukaryota; Metazoa; Arthropoda; Insecta; Lepidoptera; Noctuidae. The transcript has 15 exons. The coding region runs from base 434 to 2920 and encodes 828 amino acids. The record is from RefSeq and is a predicted model, not a curated record.
GACAAAACCGCGACCUCCUACAGAAGUAAACAAAAAGGAUGUUUGCAAUCAGAAAUCUGACCAAAAAACCAAAGUUUUACAAAAAGUCGGUGAAGCGGUAAAUAAGGGUCAGUUAUCUCGCUGCGUGUUAGAUGAACUGACGGAAGCCAUACAUCCAGAGGACAAAAAGUGUGAGAUAAAGAAGAAAGUUUGUAAAGCAAUUGCAAAGAGACACGUAACGAAUGCUGUUGCUGAGAAUGUAUUAGCCGAUGUUUACAAAAGUCACAACAAAUGUGAUGUCUUCAAGAGAGUUGAAAAAGCCGUUCACAAAGGACAAUUGCCGCAAUCGAUCUUAGAUGAUAUCGUUGUUAAUUUAAAACUGAGUGAUAACAAGUCUACAGUAAUCAAGAAAGUUUGUAAAGCUAUAGAAAAGAAAACGGUACCACCAACGCUCAUGGAUGAUUUAUUUAGCGAUGAGCCGACUAGUGGCGAUAAAUCUGAUGUUAUGAAGAGUAUCCGCGCAGCGGUUGAAGACGGCAUUCUAGCUCCCGCUGUAAUGGACGAAGUAAUGGCUAAUGUAAAACCUGAAGAUACCAAGUCACAAAUUAUGAAGAAAGUUCGAAAAGCUAUAGAAAAAAGAUAUGUAACACCCUGCGUUAUGGAGCAAGUCAUGUCUACUAUAAAACCAGAUGACAAUAAACAAGGAAUUUUAAAAAAGAUCAGAAGAGCGGUAGCUAAAGGGCAACUACCCCAGUCUGUCAUGGAUGAAAUCUGCGAAGAUAUGCGGUCAUGUGACACUAAAGAAGAUGUAAUGAGAAUCGUCUAUAAAGCCAUUGAAAAGAAAUUGGUACCACAACCAGUCAUGUAUAAGAUAUUGCACCCCAAUGAAGAUGGAUUUGCGAUCAUGGACAAAGUUUGCCAAGCUAUGAAGAAAAAGAAAAUGUCGCCAUCUGUCAUGGAUGAUAUAGUCGCACACGUACAUCCUGGUGAGAAAAAAACUGAAGUUAUGAAGAAAAUUCGUCAAGCGGUGGAAAAAGGGCACCUAUCGCCCUCUACCUUAGAAGUUAUAAGAGAUAUAGAUGAAGCAAAGCAAGCCAGAGACAUGAAUACCGUACUUGACAACUUAGACAAAUGUAGAGACAAAAAUGCUAUUAUGAUCAGUCUUCGCUGUGCGGUGAAUAAAGGUCAAAUGCCACAAACUGUAAUGAAUGACGUCAUUAAAAGUGUACGCUCUAAAGACUGCAAAGAUGAAACUAUAAAGAAAGUCCAAAGAGCCGUUAGGAAACGCCAGUUACUGCCGAAGAUAACAAAAGUAAUUAAAUCUAAAAAUGCUGUCAACCAGAGUGCCCUAAUUUGUUUGACAGUCAGUGAUAUGAAAAUAAUAAAUGAAGCUGUUAAGGCACAUGAAAUUUCACCAUCUGUUAUUAAUAUAAUAAAAAAUGAAGACAAUCAAAUUUACUUCGAUACUAAAAAAGAAUUCCCGUUGAAAAAAAUAAUGAAAAAGGAUAAGAAUAUUAUCAUUUGCAAAGAUGAUAUAGCGUCAUACAUAAACGUUACUUCCACUGAGGACGAAGUAAUAAGAAGAGUUAGAACAGCAAUCAAACAAGGAGAAAUAUCACCAUCUGUCAUAAAAAUGCUAUUAAACAAAGACAACGCUGGUCUUAUAUUUUCUGAUGAAAUUCUUUGUGCUAUUUAUCCACAUGGAAAAAACAAAACUUCAGUUAUGAGGUCUAAAAGUUUGAAAACGACAAAAGUAUCCGCAACAUCAAUAGUCAAGUGUAAACACAGUCAAAGUGAGCGUCGUACAGACUAUUCGUCUCGCAAGAAAAGAAUAAGAAAACGGUGCUCGCAAACUGCACCUGACAUCGGUAAACCAAAUAUUAUGUUUGAUGGAAUGCCAAAAUACACGAAGCAACCACGUGUUUUCACUAUCCAUAAACAAGGUACAACAAAAAAGCAUUUAAACCCUACUAAUGAAGGAUUUCAUAUAGUGAAAGAUAGCUCACCUAUUGAACCAGAUAUACCUAUCAAACCCUGCGCUUCUAAUAGCGAAAGCAUCACUUGUAAAUGUAGUAUGGAACGUAAAAAGAAAACAGUAAAAACGAAGUCAUCACAACCAACAAUAGGUAAAGCCAAAACAAUAGAUUGUAUGUGCAAGAUGUGUCAAGAAGAAUCCAAGAGAUUUCUUAGUGCUAAAGAAAAAACUAAUAAAAUUAAUUUGCUAAAGAAACAACUAAAACUACUUGAACAGCAGAAAGACAAAACAUGCAAACCGCAAAAGAAAAUUAAGAAUAAAAAAUCGGUCACCGAAAAAUGUCAAACAGACCGAUUUAAAACCAAACAGAAACAAGUAAAAACAGUUACAAAACCGAAAAAAAUAUGUCCUGAUAAUAAAAAGUUACGAAAAAUACCAACAUGUCAAAAACCUGGUUCUAUUAAAGAAACCGCUACCAAGAUUUGUACAAAUGCCAUUACAAAGUUAUUAAAAUACACAUUUAAUACACUAAGGGAUCCAGAUGACUUCUGUGAAAUGAUCCAAGAUCCCUGCCAUUCCCUGACUACAUUUCUUAGUGAUAGAAAGGCUGAAAGAAGAAAAUGCAAAAAACGAUGGUAUAAUCGUAAUAAAAAAUCUAAAAAACGAAAGAAAACAAUCAAGAAGAAGCAUCUCAGGACGGCUCUUUAUUUUGAAUGCAAUCCCUAUCUACACGUGGAAUCUCUACAGAAAAAACCUAAACCGCCAGGAUUAGCUAGUUGUCUGUUUUGCCCCUGUAUAUUCUUGCUAAGACAUCGGAAACAAAUUCGUAGAAUACUUCUUUAUAUAUUCGCUUUUAUUGUAUGGUGUCCAUGUCUAUUUUGCUUUGAAAUUUUCCAAUUUAUGUUUUAUUAUCAUUUUGGCACACAGAUAAGUGGUAAUCGGUUGAAUAAAAUUAACUGUGAUUAAAAAAUAAAAUCCCAAUUAUUUUUCUA